GCUAGCACACGCCCAAACAAUAGAUUUUGGCUUAAAUACUAUAUAACUUGAUGCUGAUGUUUGAACAAAAAAAAAAAAAAAAAAUUGAAUAGUUGUCUAACCUUUAAACUAAUACAACGUAAUGCAAUAGCAAUAUAUGUCUGUAUGUAUCUUCAAACGGUUGAGUUGUUGGUGUUUGUUUGAUGUAACUGUCUGGGAUACCUGAAAAGGCUAACCUACCAUACUGUUAUGGUAAACACCGCCUUUCACGAAAAGCGGGGAUGUAUUUUCCAAACGCACUUCCGUACUCAGACCAAACGAAACAUCGUUUUUAAGACGGUCUGUUAUAGCAUCUUUUCACGAUCACAUUCAUUGUGUUGGGUUGACAGCUACGCAUGUGAAACUGCUUCAUUCGAGCGUCUUUUUUUCCUGCGACUUUACAUUGUAGCUGCCUGUGCAGUUUCGCCAUUCGUACUCUGAGUUGUAGUGGCUCCACCUUAACAAACCGAUGUCAGUUUUUCAUGCAGUUCUUUUUUUUUUUUUGCAUUGACGUCAGUGCAUACAGCACAAAACAGAGGCUUUCUUCAUAUUUCCCUAUGCUGCUGUGGUUAGAAUAUGGACCGAACAGCCAGACAAUGGUACCGAUUUUAAGGCAGUCUGACUGCGACAGUUGUUGAUUUCUCUCCCAUCAAUUUGAAGAGGACACAGUGUCCAAGGAUACCCGCAACACGACCACCGUUGCCCAGUGUGCGGCCCAAACAGAAACCCACCACGGCAGCGCCAGGCAUCAUGAUGGAGGGGGGCAUGCAGCUGCUCAACCGCGAUGGGCACAGCAUCUCGCACAACUCAAAGCGGCACUACCAUGAUUCCUUCGUCUCCAUGAACAGGAUGCGACAGCGCGGUCUGCUGUGUGACAUCGUGCUUCAUGUCUCCAACAAAGAAAUCAAGGCGCACAAAGUGGUCCUGGCGUCCUGCAGCCCAUACUUCCAUGCCAUGUUUACCAAUGAGAUGUCUGAGAGCCGGCAGACACAUGUGACCCUCCAUGACAUCGACCCUCAGGCUUUGGAGCAGCUCAUCCAGUACGCCUACACAGCAGAGAUUGUGGUUGGGGAAGGUAACGUGCAGACCUUGCUUCCAGCAGCGAGCCUGCUGCAGCUCAACGGGGUGAGGGAUGCAUGCUGCAAGUUCCUCCUCAGUCAGCUGGACCCCUCCAACUGCCUGGGCAUCCGUGGCUUUGCAGACACGCACUCCUGCAGCGACCUGCUCAAGUCGGCGCACAAGUACGUGCUACAGCACUUUGUGGAAGUGUCCAAGACAGAGGAGUUCAUGCUGCUGCCGCUGAAACAGGUCCUUGACUUGAUCUCCAGUGAUAAUCUAAAUGUGCCAUCUGAGGAGGAGGUGUAUCGGGCCGUGUUGAGCUGGGUGAAACACGACAUAGAUGGACGCCGGCAACAUGUGCCUUGGCUGAUGAAGUGUGUGCGGCUACCUCUCCUGAAGCGAGACUUCCUGAUGAGCAACGUUGAUACAGAGCUGCUAGUGCGUCACCAUUCGGAGUGCAAAGAUCUGCUGAUUGAGGCUCUUAAGUACCACCUGAUGCCUGAGCAGAGGGGAGUCCUGAGCAACAGCCGGACACGCCCUCGACGCUGUGAGGGUGCCAGUCCUGUGCUCUUUGCCGUUGGCGGGGGCAGCCUUUUCGCCAUCCACGGAGACUGCGAAGCGUACGACACCAGGACAGAUCGCUGGCACAUGGUGGCAUCCAUGUCCACAAGGCGUGCGCGAGUCGGCGUGGCAGCCAUCGGGAACAGGCUCUAUGCUGUCGGAGGGUAUGAUGGCACCUCAGAUCUCGCAACUGUGGAGUCCUACGAUCCCAUCACCAACUCCUGGCAACCGGAGGUUUCCAUGGGAACGAGGCGGAGUUGUCUGGGUGUAGCUGUUCUGCACGGCCUGCUGUACGCUGCUGGGGGUUAUGAUGGCGCCUCCUGUCUGAACAGUGCAGAGCGUUACGACCCUCUGACCAGUACAUGGACAUCAAUUGCUGCCAUGAGUACCAGAAGGAGAUAUGUUCGAGUAGCAACUCUAGAUGGGAGUUUAUAUGCGGUGGGAGGCUACGACAGCUCCUCACAUCUGGCAACAGUGGAGAAAUACGACCCGCAGAGCAACGCGUGGACCGCCAUCGCUAACAUGCUGAGCCGGCGCAGCAGCGCGGGGGUGGCUGUGCUGGACGGCAUGCUGUACGUCGCGGGAGGCAACGACGGCACCAGCUGCCUGAACUCGGUGGAGCGGUUCAACCCGAAGACAAACACCUGGGAAGGAGUCGCCCCCAUGAACAUACGCAGGAGCACUCAUGACCUGGUGGCUAUGGAUGGGUGGUUAUACGCAGUGGGAGGCAACGAUGGCAGCUCAAGUCUUAACUCGAUUGAAAAAUACAGCCCGCGAAGCAAUAAGUGGGUAGCGGCCUCCUGUAUGUUCACGCGGCGCAGCAGCGUCGGCGUGGCGGUGCUCGAGCUCCUGAACUUCCCGCCGCCUUCCUCCCCCACCCUCUCAGUGUCCUCCACCAGCCUUUGACACGGGGUCACCGUUUGGCUGACUCCAGCCACCGCUGCUACAGCCCAGACUGGAUCUGGGAAGAGACGCAACUGUUCGGUGUGAGAUGCAGAGGAGGAGGACUGCUAGGAGCACAGAAAGCUAGACCGUGUGAAUGAGCCCUCUUUAUUUGGUGCAGUACACUCCAGACUUAUUAGCACACGACUUGCUAACCAGACAUGCUUUACAUAGCAUACAACAUUGAUACAUGACAUUAGUCUAAGGGGAAAAUCUAAGGAUUUUUAAAUAAUAACAAUAGUAAUAAUAUUGAUGAUACAAUUAUAAUUAAUACAUUUUAUUUUAUUUAUUAAAGAUUACCCCCUAUAUGUUAGUUUUUCCUUUUUUUUUGUUGCCAUGUUGCUGUUAGCUCUUAACUGCACCCUAUCUGGUUUGGAUGCCUGAGAGUCCCCUGUCUAUCACAACCAUACCCCUCAAAACGGAUUUCUUAAAUAAACAAAACAAACAAACAAAAAAAGGUGUGCCCACCACGAUGAGUGUUUGACACACUCCAAAACAAGGUAGGAGCCUAAUUCUGUAAUGUGUGCUUUCUGGGUUAGAUGUUGUAGUUCUCUGCAAAGCUUUUUCUUUCAUGGAGUUUUCGCAAUAAUGUAUUUUUAAAAAAAAAGGAAACUGGAUGAUUUUUACUUUUGGAAUGCAGCUUUUUAGUGGUCGUACCAUGCAUGUUGACGUAUCGGCACAGACCCCCAAAAAGAUGAGAAACGUAGUUGUAGUGCUGCUGCGCCACACUAGGUGGCAGUAAAGAGCAAUGUUUAAAAGCACUGCAGGAAAGCAUGGACACAAACAACAACCUGGGCCUUCAGAAAUGAGUUUGGAUCUUUAUUUAUAUAAAACAACGAAUAAUACAGAAGUAUAUGUAUUUAUAAAAUCUAAUAUAUUCAAGUUAGAGAUGCUCAGAGGAAGAAACAGACCCAAGCAAUGACUAUUUAAGAGGGUUUUAGAUAUAUUUAUUUAAGCACCUGAUGUGCAUGUCAUGACUGGGAAUGACAAAGAAGAAUGUCUUCGUUUGAGAGCGUUUUUUGUGGGUUCAGAGGGUAUAGAGAGCUGCUUGCUGUGGUAUGAUGUGCAGCGAUUCAGUGCAUUUCUUAAUGUUUAUUCACUGCCACAUGACCCUGAACUUCACUGUAUAUCUGCUAGCAUUCAUUGUCUUUUUCUAUAUUAUUUGGAUAAAACCCAUGUAGGUGCAUUGUUUUCCCCUCAGGAUAGAUGGACUUGGACAGUGGAUGCUGUCCUGUUGCAUUUAUUUAUUACCCCACUUUGAAAUUGAUCCAUCUCUGUUUAAACUGUGGUUAACAUGUGUUUUAAGUUCAACUUUGUUUAAACAGAGUUAAAGUAAAAAUGUAAGGCAAAACUACUUUGUCUAAACUGAGUAAUUCACCUCGAAUCAUUUUGGCCUAGUUAAAGUCAUAGCUGAGUUCAGUUCAUGUGUAGUGCAGUGAUAUCAUUCCAGACUUCUAAGAAGUUGACUUUUCUCCUUAUUUUAAAGGAUUUAGUUCAUCCAUUUUGUUUAUUUUUCUCCCUCCCAAAAACUACCUUCUGUUUCAAUAGUGUGCAAAGAUGUACGAGGUAGACUUGGAGCUCCGAUGGCCUUCAUAAGAAUGUGAUUACUCUGUAAAGGUAUAAGUUAAAAAAACUGCACCAAUUCACAUAAGACUAAAAGCCUCCAUUCUAUGGAUUGAAAUGUACAUAUAUUGCUCAGUUCUGUUUGUGCAAUCUCAAUGUGACUGUAGUCUAUUUUCAGUUUGUGGUUGAUGUUGUGAUACUUGUUUAUUUAUGACAUGUUUGUUAUUUAUGACAGAUUUUAAUAUGUUGAAUUUUUGCACUAUUGCGAAGUGGAGCAAUAUCGUACACUUGAAAAUAAAAUAAAGAUGUUUUGAGAUGUGA
Messenger RNA from Girardinichthys multiradiatus, 4464 nucleotides. RefSeq names its product kelch-like family member 17 (gene klhl17). The transcript is spliced from 12 exons. Lineage: Eukaryota; Metazoa; Chordata; Actinopteri; Cyprinodontiformes; Goodeidae. The coding region runs from base 769 to 2544 and encodes 591 amino acids. The record is from RefSeq and is a predicted model, not a curated record. Gene Ontology annotation, molecular function: protein binding.